GCUUUUGAUUACCAAAAAAGACUUCCUUGCUUUUCUUCCUCGUUAAACAUUUGCUUUUCAUAUCAUUUACGUUACCAAAAGUUCAACAUUUGUGUUCUAACUUCUUUUUACGUAGCUAUGACAAUGAAGAGAAUGAGAGAAGAUGGUGGGAUAGAGAACUUAGACAUGGCUAAUUGUCUAAUGCUACUCUCUCAAAGCCUAGAGACCAAGCCCAGGAAAGCCUCACGGGUUGAUGUGUUUGAGUGCAAGACUUGUAAUCGCCAAUUCCCAUCGUUUCAAGCUCUUGGUGGCCACAGAGCGAGCCACAAGAGACCAAAAUUGAUGGGGGAAGAACUGAAAGAGCGUACAAAGUCUCAGAACCUGGGAAAUAAGCCUAAGAUGCAUGAGUGCUCAAUAUGUGGGCUUGAGUUUGCUAUGGGGCAAGCUUUGGGUGGUCACAUGAGGAGGCAUAGAGCAAUGAUGGAUAGUGCAUUUUCUUCCGCUGAUAUAGAAAAGAAAGUGCCUGUGCUGAAAAGAUCAAAUAGUACGCGGGUUAUGUGCUUGGACUUGAACUUGACACCUUUGGAGAAUGAUUUGAAGUUACUAUUUGGGAAGAAGGCUCCUCAAAUUGACUUUACUUUGAUGGUUUGAUUUGAUACCACAAUUUGUAGUGGGUGCUAGCUAUUUUUCAUUUCAGAUUCAUUGAUUUAUUUCAUGUACAAUACCAUUCUUUUUAUUUUUUUACAAUUUUUGUAUUGAAUUACAAUUUUUUUUCUUAUUUUGGUUCAUGUCUAAUGUAUUAAAACUUUACAUCCUCUA
Quercus robur (English oak) is the source of this 798-nucleotide messenger RNA. RefSeq names its product zinc finger protein ZAT11-like. The record is from RefSeq and is a predicted model, not a curated record. Lineage: Eukaryota; Viridiplantae; Streptophyta; Magnoliopsida; Fagales; Fagaceae. The transcript has a single exon. The coding region runs from base 118 to 630 and encodes 170 amino acids.